Messenger RNA from Peromyscus californicus insignis, 3884 nucleotides. RefSeq names its product SRY-box transcription factor 13 (gene Sox13). Lineage: Eukaryota; Metazoa; Chordata; Mammalia; Rodentia; Cricetidae. The transcript has 14 exons. Gene Ontology annotation, biological process: cell fate commitment; regulation of transcription by RNA polymerase II. Gene Ontology annotation, molecular function: RNA polymerase II cis-regulatory region sequence-specific DNA binding; DNA-binding transcription factor activity, RNA polymerase II-specific. Gene Ontology annotation, cellular component: nucleus. The coding region runs from base 579 to 2423 and encodes 614 amino acids. The record is from RefSeq and is a predicted model, not a curated record.
CCGCCGCUGUCGAGUGGCUUUCGCAGAAGCGAGUGGCGAGCGCCCUGCUCCAGUCCCGGCUGGGAACUGAAGUGUACGAGCGCUGCUGCUCCUGGAACCCGAGCUCCGGAGCGGCCGGCGGGGGUCGAAGGCCGGGGCGGCGGCGCGCUCAGCUUCGGAGGCCCUGGCUCUGGACCGAGCGGGCUCGGAACUGCGCGGAGGGGCAGAGCGCACUCCCCGCCGGCCUGGCCCGCGCAGCAGCCGGGCGUCCGGGACCGCGGAAGGCAGCACGGCGGCGGCCAGCCGGGGGCAGAGGGCAGAGUGCCGAGCGGCCUGGCUCGGCGGAGGGCGCCGCCCGGCCCGGCCUCAGCUCGGAGCCCGCGACGGUGGCCAGAGGAGCCCGGCGGGCCGCGGGGGUCCUGAGCGCCUCCAGCCCACGGCGGGGGGCGUGCCUCCGCCCCGCCGCGCCGCCCCGGCUCGCUGCUCGCCGCGUUGCCGGGGCAUGUGAGCGGGAAGGCCAGGCUGCUAGUCGCCGGGACGUACGGAGCAGGAGCGGGAGCGCGGAGCUGCGACCCCCGGGCCAGCGCCUGACCGAUUAGAUGUCCAUGCAGAGCCCCGUCUCUGUGCAGCUGGCCCCCGACAGUGCUAGCACCAUGGUGAACUGCACCAUCAAGUCUGAGGAGAAGAAGGAGCCUCACCACGAGGCCCCCCAAGACACAGCCACCGCAGUGGAGCCCCAGCCUGGAGACCCAGCCCUGGCUCCGAAGGAUGCUGCCAGCUCACAAGCUCCAGCUCAGGACUGUGCCUCGCCAGAGAGCAGUGGAUCCCCAGACCCCAAGAGACCGGCAGCUUCUGAGGCCGCUUCGGGAAGCCAGGAGCGGCUGGACUUCAAUCGCAACUUACAAGAAGUUGUACCGGCCAUUGAGAAGCUGCUGUCCAGUGACUGGAAGGAGCGGUUUCUGGGAAGGAGCUCUGUGGAAACCAAGGAUGUCAAAGGGACCCAAGAGAGCCUGGCUGAGAAGGAGCUUCAGCUUCUGGUCAUGAUCCACCAGCUGUCCGCCCUUCGGGACCAGCUCCUCACGGCCCACUCGGAGCAGAAGAACAUGGCCGCCAUGCUGUUCGAGAAACAGCAGCAACAGAUGGAGCUGGCCCGGCAGCAGCAGGAGCAGAUUGCCAAGCAGCAGCAGCAGCUGAUUCAACAGCAGCACAAGAUCAACGUCCUCCAGCAGCAGAUCCAGCAGGUUAACAUGCCUUACGUCAUGAUCCCAGCCUUCCCCCCAAGCCACCAGCCUCUGCCUGUCACCCCUGACUCCCAGCUGGCUCUGCCCAUUCAGCCCAUUCCGUGCAAGCCAGUGGAGUACCCGCUGCAGCUGCUACACAGCCCUCCUGCCCCUGUGGUGAAAAGGCCCGGGGUGGCCACCCACCACCCCCUGCAGGAGCCCCCCCAGCCAUUGAACCUCACGGCCAAGCCCAAGGCGUCUGAGCUGCCCAACGCCUCCAGCUCCCCCAGCCUGAAGAUGAACAGCUGUGGGCCUCGCCCCUCCAGCCACGGGGCUCCCACGAGAGACCUGCAGUCCAGCCCCCCCAGCCUGCCUCUGGGCUUCCUGGGUGAAGGGGAUGCUGUCACCAAAGCCAUCCAGGAUGCUCGCCAACUGUUGCACAGCCACAGUGGGGCCUUGGAAAACUCCCCCAGUACCCCGUUCCGAAAGGACCUCAUCAGCCUGGACUCCUCCCCAGCCAAGGAACGGCUGGAGGAGAGCUGUGUGCACCCGCUGGAGGAAGCCAUGCUGAACUGCGACAUGGACAGCGCCCGCCAUUUCUCUGAGUCCCGGAACAGCAGCCACAUCAAGAGACCCAUGAAUGCCUUCAUGGUGUGGGCCAAGGAUGAGCGGAGGAAAAUUCUCCAGGCCUUCCCAGACAUGCACAACUCUAGCAUCAGCAAGAUUCUUGGCUCUCGCUGGAAGUCCAUGACAAACCAGGAGAAGCAGCCGUACUACGAGGAGCAGGCCCGCCUGAGCCGGCAGCACCUGGAGAAAUACCCCGACUACAAGUACAAGCCAAGGCCUAAGCGCACCUGCGUGGUGGAGGGACGGCGGCUGCGCGUGGGCGAGUACAAGGCCCUGAUGAGGACGCGGCGCCAGGGUGCUCGCCAGAGCUACGCCAUCCCCCCGCAGGCUGGCCAGGCACAGGUGAGCUCCUCAGAUGUCCUGUUCCCUCGGGCAGCAGGCAUGCCCCUGGCACAACCGCUGGUGGACCCCUAUGUCCCCCAGGGCCUGGACCCCAACAUGCCCGUCAUCAUCAAUACCUGCAGCCUCCGGGAGGCAGGGGAGGGCACAGAGGACAGGCACUCAGUGGCUGAUGGAGAGAUGUACCGGUACAGCGAGGACUCGGACGAGGAGGGCGAAGAAAAGAGUGAUGGGGAGUUGGUGGUACUCACAGACUGACCCCCAGCUCGCUGGGCCUGGCCUGUUUCCACCGGGGAAGACCCCGUUCUUCCCAACCCGACGGGCACAGCCAGCCAGCCAGCCUCAACUACGUUGGUACUUGGACUUGGGUGUGCCCAGGUGAUGGGCGAAGCUGCACACUUGUAGAUACAUUCCCAAGGUGUGUGUGUAUGUGUGUGUGUGUGGUGGGGGGGGUUCUCCUCUUCACCACACCUUCGGGCACAUCUGAGGAGUUAAUGGCUUGGCUGGGUGGGAUUCCUGUGGCUGUGAUAGGCCAAGUCGGCUGAGGUCUUUGGCCCUUGGGGCUAACGGCCAGGGAACACUGGAUGCACUCCCCCUUGUAGGUCUAGCUGCCCGAGGGGACGGCAGGUACACACACCUGUCCCCCAAACAGGCUCUGUUUCCAUUUUGUCAUGGCCAAACCAGCCAAUUGUGGGACAACAUCUCUGUCCCAGAAGCUCCCAGGUCACUCCUCUGUCACCUGGAUCACUUCAUGCUUCGUGCAGAAGGGUCUGGCGAGUCUGUCUUUGUCUUCCAAGUCCACGUGCCUCUGGCUGCUGCGUGUGUGUGUGUGUGUGCAUAUGUGCACGUGUGUGCAUCCGCGUGUUCAGUUUCAUCUCGCCUCUCUGGGCAGAAGGUGGCUGCUGUGAGCCAGGCAUGUUGAUGAGCUCUGUGGUGUGUCUCUUGAUGCUUCUCCGGGGGCCUCUCUCUGUGCUUCUUCGUGCCCAAAUUGCUACCUCUUCGUCAGUCUGGUGUCUCAGGUUCUCUGUGUUCUCACCCACUGUGCAUUUCUGUCUCCAUUGUUCCUCCAUCUGUCCCCGCUCCCACCACACCCACUGGGUCCUCUGGGUGUCCGCAGGGCCCAGCCUGCCCCUGGGACUGGCAGUUUCCUGACCCCAUGCCGACCUUUUCCUCCCUCCUGACUUUGCCAGUCAGUUCCCACGGAGCCAUUUUUAGCUCCCACUACUGUGAGAGUGUGCCUCGGCUUCCAAGGGGCAUUGUCCUGCAUCCCAACCUGACUCCCAGGCAUGGGGGCCAGAGGACUGAUGGCUCCUCUUUUUGUCAGUGACAGCCCUGCAGAGGGGACCCCGGCCCUGCAGAGGGGACCCCAGCUGGUCUCCGUCCCUUCGUGAGCUUGGGGUGGCUUCCUUCCUCCCCCACUCUGUCCUGGGGAAUGAGCUUCACUCCUGAUAAGCUUCCUGGUUGUUUCCCAAGAAAAUCAAAGACCAUUAGCACCUAGCUCCCAAAGAUCUGGAACAGUCCCCGAGCCAGGAAGAUGACCCCAAACCCCACGUGGCCAGGUGCCCCCCCCACCCCGUGACCCCAUUUCUCUCCAGACUGUUUCUUUUUAUGACUGUAAACAUAGAUAGUGCUUUAUUUUGUUACUAAGAAGAUAAUGAUGAAUAACUUAACCAGCACACUUGUUUUCUGAUGGCAUAAUAAAGACCAACCAUUUCAGAA